AGAGCAAAAACAGGGGAACCUUAUAUAAAUACUCUAUAUCUUCUUCUCAAUUUCAUUACCACAUUAAACAAUCUUACAAUUUCAUUUCUUGUAAUUUUUUGGAACUGCUUCUGUUUUUCAUUUGAAUACAGAAGCAGGUUCCACUUUAAUUUCAUUUUUUUAAUAUAAAAAAUCCAAGAAUAAAACCUCCUUUUAAACUUUAUUUCCCUCAUUUUUCUUGCUUUAAUUUUCUUUUUCAUAUUUUAUCAAAUGAGUGAUUUCCUUCAAUCCAAACUUGAAUUUGUGUUAGUUUUUCUGUAAAUGUACCGACAACCCCAUUUCGAAUAACAAUUGUUUUGCGUGAUCCUGAAGAAACAAAUCUCUAAAAACCUUUCUCAUCAUAUUUAAAUCUCAGCAUUUCACCAAAAAAUUCAUCCCCUGUUAUUAUCUUCCUCUGUUUUUUUUCGCUUCGACGAAAACAUGGAGAAGAUAUCAAAUCAAGAGCUUCUUCUACCAGAAGGAUUUCUAAGGCAGAGAGAUGAUAUAACAGGGAAAAUUGGGUUAAUUUGGGAACAAAUUAAAACACCCAUUUUUGUGCCAAUCCUAAAAUUAGCAGUCAUUAUUUGUUUGGGAAUGUCAAUAAUGCUGUUUAUAGAGAGAGUUUAUAUGGGAAUUGUGAUAAUUUUGGUGAAAAUGUUUGGAAAAAAACCAGGAAAAAAGUAUAAAUGGGAAACUAUUAAAGAUGAUGUAGAGCUUGGUAGCUCAGCUUAUCCUACAGUUCUUGUACAAAUCCCAAUGUAUAAUGAAAAAGAGGUGUAUCAGCUCUCCAUUGGAGCAGCAUGUGGACUUUCAUGGCCGUCUGAUCGAAUUAUAAUUCAAGUUUUGGAUGAUUCAACUGACUCAACCAUCAAGGAAUUAGUGGCAAUGGAAUGCAAGAAAUGGGCGAACAAAGGAAUAAACAUAAAAUAUGAAAUUAGGGACAACAGAAAUGGGUACAAAGCAGGAGCUCUUAAAGAAGGGAUGAAGCAUAACUAUGUCAAGAAUUGUGAUUAUGUUGCUAUUUUUGAUGCCGAUUUUCAACCUGAACCUGAUUUUCUAUGGCGCACAAUCCCCUUUUUGAUGCAUAAUCCUCAGCUUGCCCUCGUUCAAGCUCGUUGGAAGUUUGUAAAUUCUGACGAGUGUUUGAUGACAAGAAUGCAAGAAAUGUCAUUGGACUAUCAUUUUACAGUGGAACAAGAAGUUGGAUCUUCUACCUACGCUUUUUUUGGCUUUAAUGGCACGGCUGGUGUAUGGAGAAUCUCAGCUAUCAAUGAGGCCGGGGGAUGGAAAGAUCGGACAACAGUCGAGGACAUGGAUCUUGCUGUUCGAGCUAGUCUCAAGGGGUGGAAGUUUUUAUACCUAGGUGAUCUCCAGGUGAAAAAUGAACUGCCAAGUACCUUCAAAGCAUACCGAUUCCAGCAGCAUCGAUGGUCCUGCGGCCCUGCUAACUUGUUUAGAAAAAUGGCGUUGGAGAUCAUAAGAAACGAGAAAGUUUCGUUGUGGAAGAAGGUACAUGUGAUAUACAGCUUCUUCAUAGUCAGGAAGGUCAUAGCCCACGUAGUUACCUUUGUUUUCUACUGCAUCGUCCUCCCUGCCACUGUAUUAAUACCUGAAGUUGAAGUGCCAAGAUGGGGAGCCGUUUACAUCCCUACCAUUAUUACCUUCCUCAAUGCAGUUGGGACGCCAAGAUCACUUCAUCUGCUAGUUUUCUGGAUUCUCUUUGAAAAUGUUAUGUCAUUGCACCGUACCAAAGCUACCUUCAUUGGUUUGAUGGAGGGUGUGCGAGUGAAUGAGUGGGUCGUUACUGAGAAACUUGGUGAUGCUCUCAAGUUCAAAUCGGUGGUUAAAGGAUAUAGGAAACCUCGUUUUAGGUUUGGAGACAGGCUGCAUAUACUAGAACUCGGCGUUGGAGCUUACCUUCUCUUCUGUGGCUGCUACGACCUACUAUUUGGAAAGAACCACUUCUUCCUCUACCUUUUCUUUCAAGCCUUCGCCUUCAUCGUGGCAGGAUUUGGAUAUGUGGGCACCUUUGUUCUAGGCUCCUAACUCUGAUAUAAAGACAACUCUGAUAUAAAGACAAUGUGACUGCAUACCUUCUUUUUCACUUGGCUGGAACUAGCUUGCAGGAUCCGGUUUUCUAUCCUUCUUAUAGAAGCAUAAGGGAAUGGUGCCUUUAGUGGCAACUCCCUCAAAUACAUGUAUCAAUUUUGUAAAGUCAGUGACACAGAAAAAACCAGAGUUUGGGAGAUGUAGUUUGCUUUUGUGUAAAGUUUGGAGAACCUUCGCUGGUCUGAAUAUUGUUGUAGUCUUAUAGAUAUGGUUACACAAAAAAGUGCAAGCUGUAAGAAAUAAAAUUCCAACAGUUCAAAGGGCUAGUUCUUUCCCUUCACAAGCUCUAUCUUAUCUUUGCUCAAAUUUUGUAGUCA
Chenopodium quinoa (quinoa) is the source of this 2444-nucleotide messenger RNA. RefSeq names its product glucomannan 4-beta-mannosyltransferase 9-like. The coding region runs from base 460 to 2064 and encodes 534 amino acids. Gene Ontology annotation, molecular function: mannan synthase activity. The record is from RefSeq and is a predicted model, not a curated record. The transcript is spliced from 9 exons. NCBI's taxonomy places the organism in Eukaryota, Viridiplantae, Streptophyta, Magnoliopsida, Caryophyllales, Amaranthaceae. Gene Ontology annotation, cellular component: Golgi apparatus.